CUUGGCUGGAUCCAGUCUCUUAGCCCAGGUGGGCUGGACGCUUCAAUGACGUAUCGAUGAGUACUGACACUUCAUUGAAAAAAAUAAGCUGUCGACUUUCUGCGCCGGAGCUUCACCUCUCUUCACCUCUCUUCACCUCUCUUCACCUCUCUUCACCUCUCUCCACCUUCAUUUUGUCCUUAGACUGCCCCUGCCGCCCGAGGGAGGACUCGACCUCAAACCAAGGCCCAAGCUUCCUCAUUCGAUUGUUAAUUGCGCCGCCUUGUGAAUAUGACGGUUUACAUAGCGUCCUUGUUUCUCCCGUAUACAGUUAGCUUUCGUCCCCCAGACUCUCCUCCGACCCCCCCGCCGGAGACUGUGCCGAAAAAGCAGGUUCCCGACACUGUUUCGUCUGCCCCCAGCCCUGCAGUUAGCUUGUUUGAGAGGCGAAAAGAGGCUCCCAAUGUUGGUCUCACUCCGGGCGCGACUACAGACCAUGAAAACAUCUUCACUGCCGACCUGAGGAAGGCUGACAACAACCAGUCUGAAUACCCAUUCCCCAAGCCUGGCGAUUCUUACAACCAUGAAGACCUGAGAGAAAGUGAAGCCCACUCUCCCGCAUGGGGCGUCAGGACCGCACUGAACCAACCCAAGCCGCAGUCGGCGUUUCUGGCGUCCCCAUCAAUUCUCAGGCACCAAGAGCCGCUGGCUUCUUCAACAGAGAACCCUCCGCCGAAAGCACACGGUUCGACAUCGCAACCGCCGGUCAGGCACUUAAGGAAACCAUCUAUUCGUGCCCAUAACCGGAAACCUUCGUUCUCCGAAACUGAAUGGAAAAUUACAGCAGCUGAGCAGGGUAAUGGCGGCUUGCGCAACGCGGUGCGGGCCGCGGCAGAGAGCGGGCAGUUGGAAGACAAGGUGUGGGUGGGCACACUGGGUAUGCCGACCGAUGCCUUAACGGCAUCUACCAAAUCGAUGAUCUCCGAGAAAUUAGAAAGCGAAUACGAUUGCUUGACAGUUGACAUUAGCGACGGCGAUUUUGACGGUCAUUAUACACAUUUUUGCAAAACGAUUCUCUGGCCGGUAUUCCACUACCAAAUACCUGAUAACCCUAAAAGUAAAGCCUACGAGAACCAUUCAUGGGUCUACUACGUCAAGCUCAACAAGGUCUUUGCGGAGAGAAUUGCUCGAAACUGGAGGCGAGGAGAUACUGUCUGGGUUCAAGACUAUCACCUGCUCCUUGUCCCAGCGAUGUUACGCAAACUCCUCCCGGACGCUCAGAUCGGUUUCUUCCUACAUGUUGCGUUUCCAUCGUCAGAAGUAUUUCGGUGCCUUGCACCCCGCAAGGAGCUCCUCGAUGGAAUGCUUGGAGCAAAUCUUGUUGGUUUCCAGACAGAGGAAUACUGUCGACAUUUCCUCCAGACUUGUAGCCGAAUUCUUAGUGUUGAAGCCACGAAUGAUGGCAUUCAAUUGGAGGAUCGAUUUGUGAAUGUGGCCAAAUUCCCAAUAGGUAUCGAUCCACUCUCGUGGGAUAAACGCCGUAAAGCAGCAGAUGUCGAACAGUGGGUGAAGACGAUAUCUGAUCACUAUGCGGGGAAGAGGCUUAUCGUCGCCCGCGACAAGAUUGACGCGGUGCGUGGUAUUCGGCAGAAGCUACUGAGCUACGAACUCUUCCUCAAUACCCACCCUGAAUGGCGCGAAAAGGUUGUUUUGGUUCAAGUCGCUACUAGCACGACCGAGCAACCGGAGCUUGAAGCCAUGAUCUCUGAUAUCGUCAUGCGGAUAAAUUCAACACAUUCUACGCUUGCUCACCAGCCUCUCGUUUUCCUUAAGCAGGAUCUUGCCUUCCCGCAAUAUCUGGCUUUGAUAUCCGUGGCGGAUGCGAUGAUGAUUACCAGCCUGCGCGAGGGUAUGAAUCUCACGAGCCACGAAUUCGUCUAUUGUCAGGAUGGGAAGUACGGCCCCCAAAGAUACGGUUCCCUGAUUCUCAGUGAGUUUACCGGGAGCGCAUCUGUAUUCGGCCACCAUGCGUUACUUGUUAACCCGUGGGACUACCACCAAUGUGCGGAUGCUAUCCUUACGGCUCUUACGCGCAGCGAAGAAGAACGUCAACAGGUAUGGAAGCAACUUAACCAAGCGGUGCUUCAGAACUCGACCUCCAACUGGGUGAAGUCGUUCAGCGAGACAUUAAGUCGCGUCUGGCAUGAGCAAUCAUCCCGCGAAAUCAUGGCCGUUCCCCGACUUCCGAUGAAUAAGCUUGAAGAAAGAUACCGACAGUCGAAGCGGCGGCUCAUAAUCUUGGAUUAUGAGGGAACAUUGGCGUCUUGGGGAUCUCCCAGGAGCAUUAUCGUCACAACACCCCAGCGAGCCAUCACGACACUAGCAGACCUGACCGAGGACCCGAAAAAUGUGGUGUACGUGAUGAGCGCGCGUAUGCCCGAAGAGCUAGAGCGACUCUUCCGAAUGGUUUUCGGACUGGGUCUCAUCGCAGAAAAUGGAUGUUUCGUUCGCGAGCCAUUCUCGGAGACGUGGUUGAAGCUGACGAACCAAGCGCAGACCGACGCCUGGAAGACAGCUGUAAAGCAGAUCCUUGAGUAUUACCAACAGCGCGCAGAAGGAAGCUGGAUCGAACAGCGCCACUGCUCGCUCGUCUUUCACUAUGAAGCGGCCGAGGAUCGCCCGGCGGCAGCUCGUUUGGCCUCAGAGUGUGCGGACCACAUCAAUGAUGCAUGCGCCAAUCAAGGAGUGCACGCUCUUCUGGUUGAUGGUGUACUGGUAGUUGAAGCAAAGAGCACAAACAAGGCGUCGGCAGCAGAAGUUGCCUGGCGGUCUUGCUUGAAGCAGACGGACGGCGUUAGUCGACCGGACUUCUUGCUUGCCAUUGGCGACAGUCGUGAUGACGAGCCGGUCUUCCGAUGGGCGAACAAACUGGAAGGCGCGCAUGCGGUCGGUUACGCGAUGACGGUAACACUGGGGUCGAGGAGCACCGAAGCGCGCGCGACCCUGACACAGGGAGUUGCUGGUGUUUUGACAUCUCUAGAGAAACUGGCGAAAACGUCGACCGAUCAAGGUGUUUCAACGUAGAUAACAAAAUAGACCUAAGGUACCUUGUAUUCACCUGAAAAGGGCAUCAUUAUAGAAUCCUUACAUAUAUUCAUAGCUAGAACCUAUGAGAAUGGGAAAUGAGGUUGAGGUUGGCUGCGAUAGCCGAAUGAACCAAAGCUCGGACAAGGAGAGAGAGAGAGAGAAGAGCCGAGGUCUACCGCAGCAUAACCUAGUUAAAAGAGUCUGCUUUUCCGCCAUUGCUUUUCGGUACAAUAAUUACACCACGU
This is a messenger RNA of Aspergillus versicolor CBS 583.65, 3311 nucleotides long. RefSeq names its product putative alpha,alpha-trehalose phosphate synthase subunit TPS3. NCBI's taxonomy places the organism in Eukaryota, Fungi, Ascomycota, Eurotiomycetes, Eurotiales, Aspergillaceae. The transcript is spliced from 3 exons. Gene Ontology annotation, molecular function: catalytic activity. Gene Ontology annotation, cellular component: alpha,alpha-trehalose-phosphate synthase complex (UDP-forming); cytosol. The coding region runs from base 271 to 3063 and encodes 930 amino acids. Gene Ontology annotation, biological process: trehalose biosynthetic process. The record is from RefSeq and is a predicted model, not a curated record.